Plasmodium coatneyi is the source of this 864-nucleotide messenger RNA. Its product is annotated as KIR protein. The transcript has 2 exons. Lineage: Eukaryota; Apicomplexa; Aconoidasida; Haemosporida; Plasmodiidae. Bases 1 to 864 code for a protein of 287 amino acids. The record is from RefSeq and is a predicted model, not a curated record.
AUGACGAAGGCACUGAAUUUGAAGGAUUUACCUUCCAAGACCAAGUACUAUAAUAAAUUCGAUGGGGCCAGUGGGAGUGAAUGUAAUGGCGAAAUUGGCGGGUACUCACAGUGGGAGGACACUUUGAAGGGUAAAUUAAAUGAUUACCGUGAACUCACUACAUCUGCGAAAAAGAUUGGGGGUGCUUAUUGUUCCGCAUGCAACAUGAAUACAAGCAAACAAACGGACGCCGAACCAUGUCAAUUCUUUUACCAUUGGCUGGGAGAUAAGUACUGGAACGACUUAGGUAAUAAAAAUUUGUCAGACCUGCUGAGUGCAAUUUACCAAACGCUGAAGGGAGAUAAUCCUAGCAAUAAAUGUAGAUUUCAAUACAGCGAUGUUAAUAAAGACCUCCUCCCCCAAAUGAAAAAAGUAUUCGAUUAUUACUACGAACAUACCACCAUAUACGACGGGUUAAUGAAGAAUGGGCUCAACUGUAAAGACGAGUUGUACACUUACUUAAAAGAAGUUUCCUCAGCAUGUAUUACCAUGAGGAAUAAUUGCCCAAAUACCACGACAUAUACGAGUGGUUCAUAUUGUAAGGAUUUCCAUGAUACAUACGAAGUACCUUGUGGUGUAGCGGAAGCAUUAGAUUCGUACUGUACAACAAAUUCUGCCUUAGAAGUUGCACAAAAGGGAAAAGCGGAAGCAGAAGCAUCAAAAGAAGUAGCACAAAAAGAAUCCGCCCAAGCACAAUCCCAAUUAAAAGAAGCAUUAAGUAAAGCUAGCACCUCCUCUACUCUUUCUUCUACUUUCGGCACCUUAGCAGCAAUGGAAUUCCCAGCAUUGGCAUACUUUUUAUUUAAGGUAAGUAACACCACCUAA